UUCAUACGCUCCAUUCAAAUUUCAAAUCUCAAACGGUAAUCUCUCUAAACCCACUUUCAAAAUUCCCGAUCCCUCUCAAACCCUAGGAACAUUUUCUUCCUGCAAUCCUUCUCAUUUCGUCGAUCGCUAAUCGCCGGCGGAGUCUUUUACUAACCGUGAAAGAUGCCGUUGAUUUCCGGAAAUUUGGAACAGGCGAUGAGCGCCGUCAAGUCCCGGUUCGGGUAUCAUCGAAGCCAGCAAUCAGAGGCGCCGGAGUCGGCAAUGAAGCCGGCGAAGAGCUGCAGCUCUCCAGAUCUGUUGCUGAAAUCAGCUGCAAGGGACGACGUGUUCUUGACGUCUUCUCACAGGACGUCUAAACACGACGAUGAGGAGGCGACAUCAAAUGGUUGUGCUCGAAGCUUCGAGUUCCGGGAAGAUCCGUCCUUUUGGAAGGAUCACAAUGUUCAGGUUAUAAUUCGUAUACGCCCUUUGAGUAGUUCUGAAAUAUCAACUCAAGGAAAUCAAAGAUGUGUCAAACAAGAUAGUUCUCAGUCUGUGGCAUGGACAGGCCACCCCGAAUCGAGGUUUACUUUUGACCUAGUGGCGGAUGAGACUGUUAGCCAGGAAAUGCUAUUUAGAGUUACUGGGGUGCCAAUGGUGGAGAAUUGCGUCGAAGGAUAUAACAGUUGCAUGUUUGCAUAUGGUCAAACAGGAAGUGGUAAAACUCACACAAUGCUUGGAGACAUUGAGGGAGGUGCAAGGCGGCAUAAUGCUAAUUGUGGGAUGACACCUAGAGUUUUUGAGUACUUAUUCUCUAGAAUUCAGAAGGAAAGAGAUGCUCGCAGCGAGGAAAAGUUGAAAUUCACUUGUAGAUGUUCUUUCUUAGAAAUCUACAAUGAACAGAUUUUUGACCUUUUGGAUCCUUCAUCUAGUAAUUUGCAGAUCAGAGAAGAUAGUAAGAAAGGAGUUUAUGUUGAGAAUCUCACUGAGGUAGAAGUCAUGAGUGCUCGAGAUGUUAUCCAACAACUAAUUCAGGGUGCAGCCAAUAGAAAGGUAGCAGCAACGAACAUGAAUCGUGCUAGUAGUCGUUCCCACAGUGUAUUCACAUGCGUUAUCGAGAGUAAGUGGGAAUCCCAAGGUGUAACUCGUCAUCGUUUUGCACGCCUUAAUCUUGUGGAUUUAGCAGGUUCAGAAAGGCAAAAGAGCUCAGGAGCAGAAGGUGAACGACUGAAAGAAGCUACUAACAUUAACAAGUCCCUUUCCACGUUAGGACUUGUGAUAAUGAAUCUUGUGAACAUAUCAAAUGGGAAGUCACUCCAUGUUCCAUACAGAGAUUCAAAGCUCACAUUUUUGCUUCAGGAUUCAUUGGGAGGAAAUGCCAAAACCAUUAUUAUUGCAAACAUUAGUCCCUCUAGUUGUUGCUCAGUGGAGACUUUGGGCACAUUAAAAUUUGCCCAACGUGCUAAAUAUAUAAAAAACCAUGCUAUUAUUAAUGAAGAUGCUUCUGGAGAUGUGCUGGCGUUGAGGCUCGAGAAUCAAAAUCUCAGAAAAGAAGUAUCUCGUUUGCGGAGUCUGGUCAAUGGAGGAGGUGAAAAUCAGGACAGUGAUAUUAUGUCACUAGGCUUUCAUGGAUCUCCUGGAACCUUCAAAUGGGAUGGACUGCAUGGCCUCUCCAGCCCCCUUGCAUCUGCGAAAAAGACAUCACGCAAAAAAGAAUAUGAGGUUGCCCUUGUAGGAGCAUUUCGGAGGGAAAAGGAUAAGGAUAUUGAGAUACAGGCAUUGCAAGCAGAGACUCAGGCUGCUGUGCAACUGGCUAAACAAAGAGAAGAUGAAAACCAAAGCUUGAAGCUUCGCUUAAGGUUUCGCGAAGCAGAAAUCAAAAGGCUAGAAGCUGUUGCUUCUGGAAAGAUCUCUGCUGAGGAACACUUGCUAAAGGAAAAAGAGGAGCUCUUAAAGGAAAUUGAAGUGCUACGUAAUCAGGUAGGCCGUAAUCAGGAGGCAACAAGAUUUGCAUUGGAGAAUUUGCGACUGAACGAAGAGAUUAGAAGGCUGAAGUCCUUUUGUGAGGAAGGUGAACGCGAAAGCAUACUUCAGCAGAUAACAAUCUUAAAAAAUGAGUUGUUGGAAGCUCUUGAUUGGAAACUCAUGCAUGAAUCUGAGCCGGCGAACAUUCAGAAAGAAGUCCCUAACACUGUGAUGGAUCUUCAGAGUGAUGACAAUUUGCUGAAUUCAGAUCAGUUCUUGGGGAUGGAAUCUGCAUCGCCCUGGCGCACAAGAAUGAAUGAGGAGAAUGAAUUCCUCCGAAUUCAGGCGAUUCAAAAUCAAUCGGAGAUUGAUUUGCUUCGAAAGAAACUCGACUUCUGUACUGAAGAGAAGGAACAUUUGGAAAGGCAAAUAAACGAGUUGGCGAACGAGCUCAAUGCAGAGAGAUUAGCCAAACAGAACCAUGGACUCAUUGAUCUUCCUUUGGUGUCGAGCGAUCAGACUGAGAUUAAAACGAUGGUGGAUGCCAUUGCCGCCGUGAGCGAAAGAGAAGCCGAAGCUCAUGAAAGAGUGGUUUCUAUGUCAAAAGAGACUGAUGAAUUAAGGAGUAAGCUGAAGGUGUCGAUCGAGGAGAAAAAUAAGCUGAUCGAUUUGUAUGAAAGGGCUGUUGCAGAAAACAAGGGAAAGAGCGACGAUGUAGCCGCAGACGAACAGGCGGAAGUUGAGAGCCUUAAGCACCACCUGUCGGAAAUGCACGAAGAAAAUGACAGGCUCUUGAGUCUAUACGAGAAGGCGAUGCAAGAGAGAGACGAACUGAAACGAGUAAUUGAAGUCGUAAAAAACGACACGACGGAAGCGAUCGCAGACGACGUGAUGGAGUUAGACGAGUUGCACGAACCCGAUAGACGAGAAGGCGACGAGAGGAGCAGAAACUCAUUUGGUACGAUGCCGAUGAAUCUUGCGGAAAGUUUGAAUCAAUUACGAGAGAAGCUCGUCGAAGCGAAGGAAAAGCUUAUGUCUUCUACGAAAACAUUCGACACAUUUCGAGCUAUCGAGAAUGCGAUCGUCGAUGUCGAAGCUCUUACGGAAAAAAUCAGGAAACUCGAAGCCGGAAUUCGGGAAAAACGCGACAACUUGGCGUAUCUCAAAUCUCUCUCGUCGGAGCGGCAGGCGGAAAAAGAUCUCGCAAACAACAAACUAUUGGCGUUACGACAAUCCUUGAAAAGCUUUUCUUCGUCGUUGUGUUACUUCGAGCAGCGGGAAGCGAUCGCGCGCUCGAAACUCGCUGCAUGUUCGAAGAACGUAAGCGAAAGGAGAGACGAGCUGUCGCGACUCCGCAUAUCAAAGAAGGAAGCGAUGGAUGCGUUGUCGAAGCUGCAUGCGACGGAAACGGAACUGAGGAAUAAUAUGGAGAAGUUGAAGGUGAAAUCGGACGAGGCGAGUCGAAGAGUCGAGAGCGACAAGGUACUCUUCGCGAUAGAAAACGUCGAAAAAUGGCAGAUGAGCGGGAAAGCGACGGAGCUGCUUAGGUUCGAGGAGGAUAAGACGAAGCUGCGGAGCGAAAUGAAAGUGACGAUGGAAAAGCUCGGCGGAGCGAGGAUGGAGGCCGAAGCGUUGGGUACAAAAUUGAGUAAAAUUGAGAAGCGGGUGACGAUCGUCGAGAAUGAGAUCGCGGCGGCAGAGGAGAUGGAGCGGAAGCUCGAAACCGCGAUUCGGGAGAAGGAGACGGUGAUGGAAAUGAGGGAGGACGGGGUACGGGAGUUCGGGGAGAUGACGGUGGAGUAUUACGAGCGGUUGUUGGAGGCGGCGGCGAGCGAGGAGGGGGCGGGAGCGGCGGCGGCAGAGGUGGCCGGAGAGUGGAGGAAGGUGGAGGAGCUGUGGAGGGAGAAGGAGGAAGGUGUGAGGAGGAUGGAGGAGGUGAGGAAGAUGAUGAUGAUGGAAGAUGGUGAAAAAUCAGGUAAUAUAAUGAUAAUGAGUGUUGAAGAAUGCAUUGGUUAUAUGCAAGUUUGUGUCGAACAAAUUGACAACUUUGUUUCAGAGUUUUAGUUUUGGGUUUCUUUAGCUGUUCAUCAAUGGAUGAAUGGAUAUGGAAUCUUAUUGCAUUCAUUGUUUUUUUAAUUUAAUUUUAGAUUAUGUUUUUUUGA
Molecule: messenger RNA, 4106 nt
Organism: Andrographis paniculata
Lineage: Eukaryota; Viridiplantae; Streptophyta; Magnoliopsida; Lamiales; Acanthaceae
Product: kinesin-like protein KIN-12E
Exons: 22
Coding region: 163-4008 (1281 amino acids)
Biological process (GO): microtubule-based movement
Molecular function (GO): ATP binding; microtubule motor activity; microtubule binding
Source: RefSeq, a predicted model, not a curated record